Messenger RNA from Mus caroli (Ryukyu mouse), 700 nucleotides. The record is from RefSeq and is a predicted model, not a curated record. Lineage: Eukaryota; Metazoa; Chordata; Mammalia; Rodentia; Muridae.
AGUAGUCCUGGUACUCAAACAUUGGUCUGCUGAAGAGAACCUGAUUCUGAGACUCCAGUACAAUGUCUUACCACCAGCAGCAGUGCAAGCAGCCAUGCCAACCUCCUCCUGUGUGCCUACCCCCGAAGUGCCCUGAGCCUUGUCCUCCUCCAAAGUGCCCUGAGCCUUGUCCUCCUCCAAAGUGCCCUAAGCCUUGUCCUCCUCCAGUUUGCCCUGAGCCUUGUCCUCCCCCAGUGUGCUGUGAUCCUUGUCCUCCUCCAGUGUGCUGUGAGCCAUGCCCCCCUCAGCCAUGGCAGCCAAAAUGCCCUCCUGUGCAAUUUCCACCAUGCCAGCAGAAGUGUCCACCCAAGAACAAGUGAGGGCCUCCCAGUCAUCAUGACCAGGGGAAGUGAAAGAAAUCUGUCUCACUGGCUCACCAACUCCAUAGCAACACUUCCAUCCUCCUUUGAAAGCCUGUCCUGGAUGCAGAAGAAUCUUCUCCACCCUUCAUCCUCCAUGUGCUUAUGAUGGCUCCUCACAGAGAAGGCAUUUCUCUCAGGCUGAUCCCCUGCUGCUUUCCUGGGGCUGCUGAGAAUGAUCUUUUCUCUUGUUUUAGUGCACCAAGGAAGCACAACAGGUAUCUACUCUGUGCUUUCAGAGGAGCCUUCUCAACCUGCCUGUUACCUGAUCAGGGCAAUGGUCACUGCUGUUUCAUUUCCUG